UGUAUGGUUUUGCCCUGAUGCUUUGUAACAUCUCUUUCUUAAACAUUGCUAGGAACACAGUACGCAGCCAGUCCUCUCACCUAUAUUAAUUUCAUGGAUCCUGAACGACUUGUCCAAUGCCCUUAUGAUAAGAACCACCAGAUCAGAGCCUGCAGGUUACCUUACCACUUGGUGAAAUGCAGAAAGAACAACCAGAAGAUCGCCAGAGAGCUUGCAACAUGCCCCUACAAUGCCCGUCACAGAGUUCCAAAGCAGGAGUUAAAAUUGCACAUGGCAACUUGUGAGAACAAAGUUUCUCCAGAGGUCUUGGAGGUCACUUCAAGCAGAGGUGAUCCAAAGAACAGAAUCAAAGAGGUGACAGCCUGGCAGUGCCCCCCUCCAGAAGAAGACUGGGAGGCUGAUGCUGAUGAAUAUCCUGCUGCUCCUUUUGUUUUUGGCACCAGCUACUCUGGUGAGAGGAGGUAGAAAUACACAUCUUCCUUUUUUGAACUAGGCUCUCCUAUAAUUUAUCAGCUUUGGGAAAUGCUACUGCAACGGUUUGGGGACCAUCCUAAGCUACUCUGGCAGGCUGCCAGUGGCAAAAAAAUACUCAAAAUGUCACUGCAAGAUCACCACAGGGAUUCUCCAGAAGGAGCGACAGAAUACAUACAUUUUAAAAACCCAGCUUGUUAAGAAAUGCUUUUAAAAUU
Molecule: messenger RNA, 689 nt
Organism: Zootoca vivipara (common lizard)
Lineage: Eukaryota; Metazoa; Chordata; Lepidosauria; Squamata; Lacertidae
Product: gametocyte-specific factor 1
Source: RefSeq, a predicted model, not a curated record